Rosa chinensis is the source of this 815-nucleotide messenger RNA. RefSeq lists its product as uncharacterized. The transcript has a single exon. The record is from RefSeq and is a predicted model, not a curated record. Bases 166 to 717 code for a protein of 183 amino acids. NCBI's taxonomy places the organism in Eukaryota, Viridiplantae, Streptophyta, Magnoliopsida, Rosales, Rosaceae.
CCAAUAUUUGAACCCCCAAUAUCUCACAUUCCAUGUUGUUCUUGCUUCACACUGGAGUAAACCCAAGUGCACUCAAGGAAUUACCAGAGCUAGCUCCAAAGACUUAUACUAAUCCCCAAAUCCCACAUUUUGUCUUAUCCCACCAAAUCCUCUAGAGUUUUCAACAUGUCCCAAUUCCAACCACAACAACUGCAACAGCCACAGCCGCUACCACAGCAGCAGCAGCAGCCGGUUCUUGUUUACCCUAACAAUGUGAACAAGCCGCCACCUUCCCACCAUUCCAAUGGGUCAUUUGGCUCGGUUUUCAUUGUCCUAGCCGUGAUCGUGGUCAUCUCAGGCAUUGCUUGCUUCCUGGGAAGACUGUGCAACCGCGACCGCUCCCACAAAUCCAAACACAAUAAGCAGUCCAAGAACAAGGGGAACAACAAAGCUCAUCCCAAAGAAGGUCAUCAUGGUGAUCAUGUUGAGUUUGGGAGCCAACAUUUCCGGCCCAAAGAAGGAACUGACAUUGAAAUCGGGUUCGACAAGAGAAUCCCAAGUGGCAAGCCCAGCGGCCCAAACUACACCAGCAGAGAGAGCAGAGCAGGAUCAGGAGUCAUCAAUCACAACAAACCAUUUGUAAAUCUUCAUCACAAUGACAUGAAAUUAGGUGAAAUGAAGCCUGGUGGUGGUGGCGGUGGUCAUGUUGUGAUUGGUGAGCCCAGAGCCAGAGGAUGACUGGUGGUGUGACACAAUUGCAACAUGAUCAGUAACUUGUAGCUUAAGGCUUGUCAUAUCUAGUUAUCUAUCAAAAUCCUCUUGUGAACUUAAUUUCA